Molecule: messenger RNA, 4624 nt
Organism: Esox lucius (northern pike)
Lineage: Eukaryota; Metazoa; Chordata; Actinopteri; Esociformes; Esocidae
Gene: arb2a
Product: family with sequence similarity 172 member A
Exons: 11
Coding region: 147-1403 (418 amino acids)
Biological process (GO): regulatory ncRNA-mediated heterochromatin formation
Cellular component (GO): nucleus
Molecular function (GO): siRNA binding
Source: RefSeq, a predicted model, not a curated record
UUCCAGUCGGUUGUCUCGGUAACCCGGAAGCGUCCAUAUCAAAGCAUUCUUCCUGUUAUGUAAAUUUGAAGAAAGCAAGGAAUUCUAGCUUGAUAUUUAUUUGGAAAUUCGCCUGUAGUGAUGUGAGACACCAGAGCAGAAGAUCCAUGCAUACUCGACCCUGUGCUUUUAAAUUGUUCAUUUUGUGGAUAAUCAUGGCCCACAUUUCCGGCCAAGAGGACAAGGAGAAAACCACAGCACUGAAAGACUUGUUGUCCAGGAUCGACUUAGACGAACUCAUGAAGAAGGACGAACCUCCACUUAAUUUCCCCAAGACGCUUGAAGAGUUCCAGUACGCCUUCAAUGAACAGGGCCAAUUGAGGCACACCAAGACUGGGGAACCGUUUGUUUUCAACGCCCGGGAGGAUCUCCACAGGUGGAACCAGAAACGAUAUGAGGCGCUAGGAGAGAUCAUCACGCAGUAUGUUUACCAACUGUUGGAGACGAAGUGCAACAUGACGAAGGAAAUUGUGCCAGUGGAUGCGUCGGAGGAGGAGCCUAAGAGUUUCAUCUACCUGAGCGCGGACGCCAUGUCCAACCCGUCCAAGCUGCUGGUGCUCAUCCACGGGGACGGGGUGGUCCGGGCCGGCCAGUGGGCCAGGCGCCUCAUCAUUAACCAGGACCUGGACUCCGGGUCCCAAAUCCCCUUCAUCACACGCGCCAAGGAGGAGGGCUACGGUGUGAUGGUCCUCAACCCCAACCAGAACCACCUGGAGCAGGCCAAGCCCAUCCCUCUGCCCUCCCCCGAGGCCUCGGAUGAACCCGCCCAAAAGAGAGAGCGCAAGGACGACCGGGAGAGCAAGAAGAAGAGGGACUUCUAUGAGAAGUACCGCAACCCCCAGAAGGAGGGAGAGACUGAACUGAUUCCGAUACGGGAAAACUCUUCGUCCGAGGAACAUGUGCAGUAUGUGUGGGACCACUUCGUGUCCAAGGCUGCCGCCAGAAACGUCUUCAUCAUCGCGCACAGCUACGGAGGGCUGUCGUUUGUCAAUCUGAUGAAACACAGAGAGGCCGAAGUGAAGAGCAGGGUCUGUGCUGUGGCCAUGACUGACUCCGUCCACAAUAUCUGGCACCAGGAGGUUAACAAGAGUGUCCAGGAGUGGCUACAUCAGCACUGCCGUAACUGGGUGUCAAGCCCCGAGCCCCUGGACACUCCGGUGGAACCCAUGCUAACAGACUGCCCUCGCGUAUCUGCAGGCACGGAGCGACACGAGCUGACAUCGUGGAGGAGUUUCAACUCCAUCUUCCAGUUCUUCAGCGAGGCGCGGCUGGCCGGGGAGAAGUACGAGGAGGAGUCUUCCAGCGCGGUCACCACCCGCAGCUCUCACCGAACCAAACACAAGCAAGACCACGACGACUUGUAGAACUACACCGACCGGAGGAAUACACACGGGGAGAGCCGAAUCCUCUCCACCCCCACCCCCCCUUUCUCUCUCCCUGUAUCUAGUGUCUCUAUGAUCUCCCCCUUCCAGCUGAACCUCCCUUCCAGCUGAACCUCCCUUGCAGCUGAACCUCCCAGCUCUAACAUGCAUUGUGUAACUGUCAGAGGGCAGGGUGGCAGUGGUGUGUACACUGCCAUUGAGUUUCUGCGUUAUUUCUAGACUAGUGCUACUGUCAGAGCAAUAUGGGCCAAGUGUCUGCGCUUCCCGUGGGCUUGCGGCCUGGCUGCAGUCCGGGCCCAGGAACGGCGGCUGAGAUGAGGGCCGACGAGUGCUUUGCACAGCGCGACUCGUUGUACCUCUAAUUGUCCUGACGCGGCCCCCGAGCUGAGCUAAUGCCCUGGCUGCCCUCGCUCCCGGUCCCAGGGCCCGCCCUCACUCCUCCACAACCCACCAGGCUCGCACACUUCACGUGUCUCCCGCCAUCCGACCCCAAUGCAAACAUUCGUUUUAGCAGAAGUAAACAUUAACCUGAGAUCACCUUUUUUAACUAAAAUCAGUGUGUUGUUUUAAUGGUUCUUAAGUCUCUUCUCGUGUCAUCCAUCCCCCUGUCGCGCACACACUCACACACACACACACACAAACGAUUAAAAAAACAUCAAUAACAUUUACUGGGAAGUGUGGUCAAACUGAUGUGACCAAACUUUGGAGGGUUGCAUUGCACUAUUUCAGACAGCUGAUAUACACCUUGUUUUAUUCUGCUUUGUUUUUAAUAUUAUGGUACUAAAUGUUUGGCUGGAUUUUAUGCACUCUUAUAACUUGGAUUUGAUUUUGUAUAGGACCAAAUGAAUUUCCAGAGCGAUAAAUGUUGAUGUGAGGGAGGUUGUCUAUGAUUUUUUUUAUUUGUAAAAAUGACUUUUUACUGUGCUUUUUUGCUAUCUGAUAUCCAUGAAAUUGAUGUCCCCAGAUGAUUGAAUUUGAUGAAACAAAUAAAACCCUAACCUGUGCAAGAUAUGAAGAAUUUAAGACACUGAACAGAUUUCAAAUGGCAUAAAGCCCUGCUUGAAAAUGAGUUUUAAGGAUAUCUCAUUUUAACAGAAACAAAAAGUCAGUUCCACCGUCAUAGAAACUUACAAAUAUCCCCUUGCAAGUGUCAGGAAAUCCAGCAUUACGAUACCAUCUUAAACCUAGAUGAUGGAGGAUAUUUUUUGCAAAAGUUAUUUGAUUGGAUUAAAUUUGUAUUUAACAAAAAAUUGGAUUAUGAUCCUCUGGAUAGGGAUAAGGAUUUGGUAAUCCCUGUUGGUGUCUGUUGAUAUGAGGACCUUGUCCCUGGCAGGCCUAUCAGGAUUUGGUCAUCCAGUCUGACCUUUAAUCAGGGAUUCUAAGUUGUUUUGCAUUUUUCUGAACUCAAAAGGCCAGUGAGUAGGAAUGUUUUUAUUCCAAAAAAAAUCUGGAUUAUCUUGAUCUCACUAGAAUGGUGGAUUCCGGGUGGAUUUAGACAGGUGAAAGGCACUACAAGUAAAGCCAGUGUAAUGAAGGUGGAGGUUUAAAAAAUGUAAUUGUUAAAAGGAUUGCAUGUAUAGGUGAGUUGAUAUAUGGAUAAGUCAAAUAAAUGAUUCAACAUAUAAGGACCUCGAAGUACUUGCAGGCUAUUUUAUCUUUAUUUUUAAGGUACCUUUUAUUCAUGUAGUUGACUCAUUUAUGUUUCCUUAUUACAGUGUAAAAGUAGUACCUCAACCUGCCCACAAGGUCAGAAGAUCUAGGCCAGUGAAAAGCAAUGUAAAAACGGAUUAUAUGAUAUUCAUAUUGUGUUAAUCAAUCCUAUUCAAUUAUUUUCUGAAAUAAAUGUUUCGGAAAAUAAACAGAUUCAGAUGAUUUUGGAUAGCAGAAAAUAUGAUUAAAGAUUCUGGCUAAUUCUGAUCCAUUUUCUUUUUGUGUUUAAAACCUAGCAUUCUUAUUGGCUAAACAACAUAAUCUGAAAACUCUCCCAGUAGAUGGCAAUAUAGGCGCCGAUUCAUUUAACAAAAUCUGAAUUCUGAGAUUUGUAUAUUGUUGUAUCUGGAUCAGAAUGAAUCUAUCCGAUUUGUGUAUCCUUUUUUUAACUUACUCAAAACCGACAGAUUAAUCUGAUCCUGGAAAGCAAAAACAAUCAGUCUAUCUCAUUCUGAUUUAAAAAAUAAAUAAAAACAUUGACUUUGGAAGAACUGUAUGAUCUAUUUACCAAACACCUGAAGUGCAAACUUAAAAGUGACAAAUAAGACAGCCUUGAUUCAGCCUUGCAUAAUCACGGUCUGCUGGGACAUAAACAAAAUAAAUAUAAAUACCAAUAUUUCCACGACAAAAAUCACUCAAACGUUUAAUAGUAUAUCCUUCUAAUAUGCCUGCAUAUUUGUCUAGACGAGACAGAGAUUGUGAUCCACCUCCCAAACCAUCCCCUGUCUAUCUACCCGUAAUUUUUUUCACGACUGUAUUUCUCGAGAGGUACUGUAUGUGUAAGUACUCAUUGUAAACAUUUCACUUUUUAAUUAUGGCUUCUGUUGAUUAUUAAACAUUUCCAUUGCUUUGUCGGUAAUAAGAGAGCAGCCUGGGCUACAGUUUUCAUAUUGUAAUUUUUUAUUAUUAUUAUGUGUCUUUGAAUGUCACUCUUGAAGUUUACUCGUUGGAUAUGGGGAAUAUGUAGUUUAACAGAGGCGUUUCAUAUCAGGAUAGGCUACUGUCGUGUGUUCCCAUCGCGGGAAAGGAAAAAACAGUUGCCAUUUUAGUAUUUUAGGUGUAGAUUGUUGCCUUAGGAAGACAUUGUUCACUGGUAUUUUUUAAUGAAGACCAAAGCCAUAUAUGAAUGGAUCAAAAGUAAUGAAGGUAGCCUUAAACCAAAUCUAAAGCACAGUUGAUAUGUAAAUUGAGAGUAAUUUUAACAAUUGAUCUUUAAUAUACUAUUGUUUUAGAUUGAAUGCGUUGUAUUGAUCAGAUGUCAUACUAUCAAAAACACCCAUAUUUUGUUUUUCGAAUACAUUUUGUACGUUUUGUACAUAAUAUAUCAUCCAAUCUGUUCUUUUCCAAAACGAUUGUUUAUUAAAAUGAUCACUGUGUAAUCAACUUUAAUCAUCCACACAUUAUCAUAUGUACUCCAUGCACCAUUGAUUUGAACUUCUUGUGUAUUAUGUGACUUGGUGAAAAUGAAUAAAGUGUUUAUGGAGUUUACCCAA